GAAAAUUAAAACGUCUCGUAGUCUCCUCAACUGCCUCUCUGUAUUUUCUUUCUCUCUCUUCGAUAGCACUUCAGUCUCAUGUCCCUGCACUCGGAGUCUCUGAGGAAUGUAGACUUUUUCUCCCUCUCAUCCCUUCUCUCGCGCUCUCUCGUUUACGAUUUCCUCGGAAAACCCUAGCUUUGAAUCUCUGAUCUGAAAUCACUUCUCCGUGGACUCUUCUUCUACUCUUAGUGCCUUUUUCUUCUUUCCCGAGCCUCCAUUGUUGCUGUAUCUUCAUCACAAUGCCGGUUAAACGAACGCGCGUUGCGAGGUCUUCAAGCUUGGGAGAGAUCGGUUUUUUCAGCCAGGUGAGGCCGAUUGAUGCUCCGACAUCUAUGUGGGAAAAGAACGCAGCUCCGUCAGCUGCCAUUAAAAGACCGGUUCAGAAGUUCUCGAAGCCGUCAUAUGUGAAACCAGAGAAAUCUUGCCGAAAGAUUCUGACGAUUGCAUCUCCGGUUCGGGAUUCGAGCGUGGAGAAUCUUGAGUUUUGCUCUGAUGCCAAGGUUGGCAGGUUUCUUGAGGCAUGCUAUCUUUGCAAGAAGAAGCUUGGCGAGAGUGAUGAAGUUUUCAUGUACAGUUACUUGCGUGCAUUUUGUAGCUGCAAAUGUCGAGAUCAACAGAUGGCUUUAGACAGAGAAAUGGAGAAAUUUGCUGGAGAUUCAACGGAAAAUGCAGUUUUGAGACAUUGGGAGCAGAACUUGAAGGGCUGUUUUGGUGGUCAAAAGCCUCAAAUUGAGAAGGAUAUGGCUUCUUAGCUGCAUAUUAAACAGAAAUUUCUAUCUACUUUUCAGGUUUUCAUGGAAGAAGCACUGUUCACUUUUAUUUUCUCACCCAACAUGUAAAUUGGUCUUGUACAAAUGGACUUGCUGUUUAGGAUUUUGGACAUUCGCAUGAUAAUAUGAUAUUUCUACUCAAUAAUAUUGAAUUUGUGCA
Molecule: messenger RNA, 972 nt
Organism: Macadamia integrifolia
Lineage: Eukaryota; Viridiplantae; Streptophyta; Magnoliopsida; Proteales; Proteaceae
Exons: 2
Coding region: 282-794 (170 amino acids)
Source: RefSeq, a predicted model, not a curated record